Messenger RNA from Aegilops tauschii subsp. strangulata, 708 nucleotides. RefSeq names its product protein JINGUBANG-like. NCBI's taxonomy places the organism in Eukaryota, Viridiplantae, Streptophyta, Magnoliopsida, Poales, Poaceae. Gene Ontology annotation, molecular function: protein binding. The record is from RefSeq and is a predicted model, not a curated record.
AUGGCCAGAGAAUGUUUCAGAAAGGCCCAAGGAUUCAAGGGCCCAGUUGCGUCUAGCCCAUUGAAACAGAGCCACAAGGAAAAGUCAGUCUCUUGCACGAUCAGCGGGGUGACCGAUCUUACGUGCCUCGAGUCCGUGCCCGCCCACGACGACGCCACCGACGCCGUCGCCGCCGACUGCGGGGUUGUCUACUCCGCCUCCGCCAACGGCUGCGUUAAGGCCUGGGAGAUCGGCAAGGCCGGGCCUGCCGGCACUGGUGCACACUCUCUCUUGACCAUCCGCGUCCCGCGCGCGCCCAACGGCGUCUCAUGGAACGCCGGCGCCGCGGGGCGGCGCGUGUGGGCAGCCGGCUCGGACGUGCACCUCCUUGGGUGGGACCUGUACGGUCGCAAGUGGAGCCUCGCGUUCGACGUGAAGGCGUACGCCAUGGCCGUGCUGUUCCUGUGCGUGGCGGGCGACCUGGUGUGCACCGGCUCCGCCGACAAGACCAUCGGCCGUGGCGCCAUCGGAGGUCACGAGGGCCCCAAUAAAUGCAUCCAGGCCUCCCUGUGCAGGGCCAGCAAUGGCUAUAUGGUGUACAGCAGCGGGCUUGACAAGAGCAUGAGAGUUUGGUGGGUGCCGAAUGGGGCCAACGGCGACGAGCGGACGAUGAAGAAGUGCGUGAUUGCACUGCGUGACUUGUUGACUAUCGUAGAGUGGAGGAUUUGA